Girardinichthys multiradiatus is the source of this 5276-nucleotide messenger RNA. RefSeq names its product dual specificity phosphatase 8a (gene dusp8a). The transcript is spliced from 7 exons. The record is from RefSeq and is a predicted model, not a curated record. The coding region runs from base 464 to 2503 and encodes 679 amino acids. NCBI's taxonomy places the organism in Eukaryota, Metazoa, Chordata, Actinopteri, Cyprinodontiformes, Goodeidae. Gene Ontology annotation, biological process: protein dephosphorylation; negative regulation of MAPK cascade. Gene Ontology annotation, cellular component: cytoplasm. Gene Ontology annotation, molecular function: protein tyrosine/threonine phosphatase activity; MAP kinase tyrosine/serine/threonine phosphatase activity.
CUUCCUUCUCCUUAACGUACACAUACACAUUAACCGCUUUUAGCCUGUAGCUAGCCCAGCGGAGCGUCUUUAGCCUGCUACGAUCCGAUAGCGUCUCUCCUGGUUUGUUAAGGCUCUGAGGGAGACGUUUGAAGCUCCGUCAGCCUGGGCUUCAGCUCCUGGCGCUGUCACCCUCCUCUGGCUGUCAGCUGUGUGGGGCUACUGUAACUCAACACAACAAGGCCAGGUAAACACCCAGGAAGACGCCGCAGUUGUCCCCUCACACACAUGGAGGCCAGUUGAAUAACGCGGUGAGAACGCGUGGAGGUCGAGGCACCAUGGAUCUCUUGGCGCUCACUCUGGUGGUGACCUCCUUCCACUGACCUCUCCCUCUUCCCAUCUUUACCGUCAUCGUUCCCCCUCAGUGUCCCUCCUUUUCCAUUCUAACCCCAUCCCUCACAACCGCUCAGACCUUCCUAACAUCAUGGCAGGCGAGAAAGGUCCCAACAAGCGGAGCGCCAUGGACAUCAAGCGCCUGGCGAGCCUCAUCCAGAGAGGGACGGGCCGCCUGCUGGUGAUCGACAGCAGGACCUUUUCUGAUUACAACGCGUCACACGUGCAAGGUGCGGUCAACGUCUGCUACUCCAAGCUGGUGAAGAGGCGACUGCAGCAGGACAAGGUGUCCGUCACCGAGCUGCUGCAGCCCAAUGGCAAAGUGAAGGUGGAGCUGGGCAGGAAGCAGGAAGUGGUGGUUUACGACCAGAGUUCCAAAGAGGCAGGGCACCUGUCCAAAGACAGUUUUGUGCACAUCCUCAUGGGAAAGUUGGAGGGUACCUUCCACAAAGUCUCCCUGCUCACCGGAGGUUUUGCAGCUUUUUCCUCCUGUUUCCCUGGCUUGUGUGAGGGGAAGCCUGCCACUGCACUCCCAAUGAGCUUGUCCCAGCCCUGUUUGCCUGUGGCAAAUGUAGGACUGACUCGUAUCCUGCCACACCUCUACCUGGGUUCACAGAAAGACGUUCUCAACAAGGAUCUGAUGGCUCAGAACGGUAUCACUUAUGUGCUGAAUGCCAGCAACACCUGUCCCAAACCAGAUUUCAUCAGCGAGAGCCAUUUCAUGCGCAUCCCAGUGAAUGACAACUACUGCGAGAAGCUGCUGCCUUGGCUGGACAAAACAAAUGAGUUUAUAGACAAAGCAAAGGUGUCAAACUGCAGAGUGAUCGUGCACUGCCUAGCUGGAAUCUCACGAUCAGCUACCAUCGCCAUUGCAUACAUCAUGAAGACAAUGGGGUUGUCAUCAGAUGAUGCUUACAGGUUCGUAAAGGACAGGAGGCCAUCCAUAUCCCCAAACUUUAAUUUCCUGGGUCAGUUGCUGGAGUUUGAGAAGGGCCUGCGGUUACAAGCUUUAACCACUGAUGAUAAGAAGUCUGAAAACAACUGCAAACAAGGCUCUGAGGUUAAUGGGGUCACUACUGGUUUUGAGAUCAAUGGUCACCACACCAGCUGCGACUCAUCUGUGGGAGAUCCUCACACCCAGACUGAAUCCAAGUUACCAUCACCAACCUCCCUCCAGCAGGGCUUUAAUGGCCUGCGCCUCUCAGCAGAGAGGAUCGUGGACACCAACCGGCUCAAACGCUCCUUCUCUCUGGACAUUAAGUCUGUCUACUCUCCUAACAGUCCACAUUGCCCCAGCAUGGCACUCACUCAUUCUGAAGACAUCCCCAAACUGUGCAAACUUGACAGCCCGGGAACAGGCACCUCCAAUGGUGUCUGCUCCCAGUCACCCGUCCUGGACAGCCCUGGCUCUUUCGAUUCUCCAUUCCCCUCCCCAAGCAGCGGGGGCAGCAUAGGUGGCUUGGGUGGAAGUGACGGGGUUCAUCGUUCUGGUAUCUCCUCAUCCAGAUCCAGAAGAAAAGCCAAACACAGCUGUGGCACUUCUCCGGUCCACUCCCAUCCGCAUCAUCCUCCACAGACCCUCAGCUUGUCCCUUGACCACAAGAGCCCCAGCCUGGAAGAAAACCUCAGGGGCUCCCCGCUCCUCUUGCUUCCCUCCCUGCCUGUUUUAGGAUCUGGGGCUAUGUGGACCAAACACAGAGACACUGUCCAGGCUACAACUCCCGUCACUCCAGUCACCCCAACCACAGAUGCUCCCUGGCAUUUUGGAGCAGAGGAAGGUGGUGAGGGAGAAAUGGAGCUGGGAGGAGAAGAGGGAAGAGGAGAGGGGUCAUCGGUUCGGUUUGGAAGCAGCUCGGCGUAUGUGGCGUUCGGAUGCAGUGAAGGCGCAAGGUUACGAGACAAAUCCCAGAGGGAGAAGCCCUUGGUGUCUCAAACACAGAGGGACCACUGGGAUUCCACAUCGACCACCUCAAACAAGAGCGUUCCUGCAUCGGAAAAACAGUUCAAACGGCGCAGUUGUCAGAUGGAGUUCGAGGAGGGCAUUUCUGAGACAAGGUCCAGGGAAGAACUGGGGAAAAUCGGGAAGCAGUCAAGCUUCUCUGGAAGCAUGGAGAUCAUUGAAGUGUCCUGACAGAUAAUGGAACUGAUCCAAGCUGUCUCGUGGGGGCAAAAAUGGACCUGUUUCAAGGGAGUGCAAGAAGAAAAAUGAGGUGGAGCAGACAAAGGUUUUUUUGUGCUCCCCUCCACAGACAGUGUUAAAGACUCCAACUGAGGGAAGGACAGAUACAAGCUAAGAGUUCAUGUGAACAGUUUGCAAACCUGGACUGACAGAGCCUCGGAUGUGGUGUUUAGGUACCCAUACUCAUCCCGAACUCUUACAAAUCCGAGGGAAAAGCCUGGGCGAAGGAGAGAUAAAGGUGUGACUGUUGGUACUCCAACUUUUAAUUUAUGUCAGCUCCGUCACAGGAUAAAAGAUAUCACCCCAACCACACAUUGAACCCUGAUUAUACAGAAUUCCCUGAUGUUCAGACUCAUACUGUUUGCCUGUGGUUAAAUGUAGUGUGCUUCAGUGGGUGUAUAGCUUGUGAUUUGAUUCGUCCCAAAGCUCCACCCCAGUGUCAGAGAACUUCAGAAUCAUGCACGGCUACAUCCACCCCACCACCACCUUUCCCCUGUGGCUUGGCCUGCCCCAAAUGCUGCAAAAGAACACCACCACCAACAACAGCAGUGGACUUUUUAAUAGUACCUUCUAUCAUCACAGCACAAAGCAGAGAGGUCCAACAGACUUAACAUAGAGACGGUACUGCAGUUGAAUAUCGAAGGAUCCUCUGGAUUCUGCUGAGGAAAAUAUUUGUAAUGAUGGGCAGUGUGUCCCUCCAAAGCACAGCGCAUAUUUCCUGACUUCGGCUCUCUUUGUUUCAGAUGUUAACAGCAUGAUAAGACUGAGGUUUCAGGAUCGCCCCCCCUCCCAAGCUUUUUCCCACUGAACCUAGCCACCAUCUAUGGCCACAAGAGAGCAUGCACCUGAAAGGCUGACUACAGACAGACAAAUACUAUAUAUAUACAAUAUGAAUAUAUAUAGCAAUUUUAACGAACUUCUGUUCAGUUAUAGUUUUAAUUUAUUGUAUUGCUUCAUUCUGGUAAUGAGAAAUAAUAUAAUGUUUUGUGGAUUCUUUUUUUUUCUUCUGUUGAAUUGCUAUUAUUAUUUGCUGUAUGGUAUUUAUGAACACACACUCAUUACAAAUACACACAUUCAACAAAAAUUCAAGCGAGCAAUAUGUGCUGUUCCUUCUUUUGAGAGAGUGAUGUAUGACUUUGAGAUGCACCUUUCUGGUGAGUGAAUACCGUUCACAUCCUGGCAACAUGAUACCUACGAAAGCCAAGUUUUUGCCUCUGUUUUGUAGAAAGAAGGCCCAGAUGUUCCGCUGAAGAGAUCUAUCAGAACCGGACCUCUGUUUUGUGAAUUCAGAAGUUUGUCACAACUGAGGGCUCAAUCAUGACUUAAAAAAAGACUGUUUUACUCAGCGUGUGUGGAGAUGAGAAAAGAGCAGCCGAGCAACUCUUUGAUCACACUCAUAUAUGUCGACAAAUGAGCCUGUUUUAUACCAACUCCAGUGCUGUGAAAAAGUAUUUGCCACUUACAGACUUUUGCUUUUGUGUCACACUUAAAUGUUUCUGAUGAUGAAACUAUUUUUUAUAUUCAACAAAGAUAACUUUAGUAAAUACAAAAUCCAGUUUUAUAAUAAUUUCAUUUAUUAAGGGAAAAGUUAACCAAACCAACCUGGCCCUAUGCGAAAAAGCAGUUGCCCCCAACAUCUCAAUAAGUUCUACUUCUGUCUCUUCAGUCCAAAGAGUUAAAGUCUCAUGUUUUUUGGCCAAUGAGAGAAGGGUUUUUUUCACCUUAUUUGAUGAAAUCAGCAUAUACAAACCUGCUUUGUAUAUUUACUCUGGUUAUAUAUGCCUGAUAUACAUUUUUAUGACUAUAUGAAAGAUGUUAGUGUGAGGAAAAAUGCCGAAACAGAAGAAAUGUGCAAUGAGCCAAUGCUUUUUCACAUCAUUGUGUAUGCAAAGAGAAAAACACUUCACAGUUUUCAGAUCCUCUCCGAGCCAGCAUCAGUUUGUCAGUGAUCAUCACAUGAUAUCCCACCACAGCUGAAACUAGACACACAUUCACGUCACACUGUAUGACCCUUACACUUACAGUGUAUUCACACACCCGUUCGUUCAUUCUCAGGGGAUCUUUUGGUGAGCCAAGCCCAACACAGGGUACACAGCUGCUGGUACAUCAGCACAAUGCAUGUCCAUAAAGCACCCUUUCUCUUUAUCAGUUUUUAAUCUGUUUUACAAUAAUUGUUAAAUUUCCAAAGCUUCGAACACAAGAGCAAAACACAAUGGACAGAAAAAUACAAAAAUCAAGACCUUCAUAUUUUGAGGUGGAAGAAACAAAAAAUAAAUUGGCUCUCCUGGUGUGAGAAGGUUAUUUAUUUAUGAUGUAAAAUGUGUUGAUAUUUUUCCUUUGACCCUGGAUUAGCUUUACUGUCUGGCGAUCUCUGACCUUUUGACCUUAUGCUGCUACAGCUACAAGUUCAGAUAAAAGUCAUGUGUUUCCUGAGGAACCUUUUUUCAACUUACUCCCUAUAUUUUUAAGAAUUGUUAUUUAUGCUAUGUAACGAGAAUGAUGCAGGCUGUCCCAUUUGCUACAUUAUUGUUAUUGUUAUUAUUAUAAUUAUUCUACAUAGCAACGCAUCUAAGAACACUGAUAAAUUUAGACAUGUUUUUAAAUUGAAAUCCAGAUACCUUAGGCUGCUUGAUGCAAAAAUACCUCAGGUUCUAUUGUAAGGCUUUUCCUUCCCCUGUACAUGUUUUGUGAAAAUGAGACAAAAAUACAGACAUGACAAAAUACA